Photinus pyralis (common eastern firefly) is the source of this 3342-nucleotide messenger RNA. RefSeq names its product WAS/WASL-interacting protein family member 2-like. Lineage: Eukaryota; Metazoa; Arthropoda; Insecta; Coleoptera; Lampyridae. The coding region runs from base 556 to 1962 and encodes 468 amino acids. The transcript is spliced from 8 exons. The record is from RefSeq and is a predicted model, not a curated record. Gene Ontology annotation, molecular function: actin binding.
CCUACUUCCUACUUGAAGAUUUUGGUUUGUUUUCCGUUACUUUACACAAUAAUAAAUUAUUAGUGCAUGUAUUGAGCAGCAUUUUAUUAAUAAAUGCCUUUAAAAUGCGAACAUGUGUGCCUAAUUAAGUUGUGCGCUAACGCAGUGGCGUGCCGAAAGUUCAUUUUUUUGUGAGCUUUUUUAGAGUGUGACUCGUCCGGGGCUCGGCGUACGGCACUGUUUCGUUUUGCGUAAAUUUGGAAAGGUCUGAAUUCGAAAAUGCAAAUUUGGAAAGCCGAAGCAGUUUUUGGGAGCGUGCCCGAUUUGAAUUAAAUGCGGGCUGUUCGUUGCGUGUAAAGUGCCAUCUCGCGUCAAUUUAUCCUCCAUCUUUGGAGUUCUUGAUAACAGGCCAAGUACGAAUAAGGUGGAGCAGAGAAAGUUAAAAGGAAUAAUAAUAAAGUGUUCUAAAAUGUGGAGUUGGGAUUAGUGUGUGCGGCGUUUACAAAAUGAAGUGUUUGGCGUGUUUAUUUUUGUGAUUUAUUUAUUUUUUUUAGUUGUCCAUUAGCUUAAGAAGAAAUGCCUGGUCCUCCUCCACCGCCACCGGCAGCACCGCCGCCAAUGUGCGCGGCUCCACCUGCCUUCAACCCGCUGUCCUCAAAGUCAUCCGGGGACAACCGUGGUGCACUUCUCCAAUCGAUUCGUCAAGGGACAAAGUUGAAAAAGGCGGCAACAAACGAUCGAAGUGCCCCCGUAGUAUCGGGUAACAAAUCCUCAAUUUCCAAUCAGUCAAACCAGAGUCCCGCCGGUAGUCAACCGUCUAAUUCCACUCCGAUGACGAACGGAAUCGGAUUAGGCGGUCUUUUUGCAGGAGGAAUGCCAAAGUUACGACCAACAGGUUUACAAAACAGUGAUACGAACAAAAAAAGUAAUUUAAGUAGUAAGUCACCAGUUGCAGAUACUCAAAGAAAUUUUAGUAAUAUUCAAAGCGAAGUUCAAUCGGCUCUCAAGAAGCAAAUGGCGAGCGAUAGUAAUAGAAAUCGGGGGCCACCGCCUCCGGCACCCGUCAGAAAUAUUAGUCAGGGGUCCGACUUUGUACAAAACGUGGCUAAAUCAUCAUACCAUGCAAGAAAUGGAAGUUCAAAUGGUUUACAUGUAAAUACUAGUUCGUUACAUAAAUCUCACAAUAAAUCACCAAGUCCGCAACUGACACCGACAUCACCUCAACCUCCGAUCAAUUUCAGCACAUUACACAUCAAUUGUAGUACAUUACAUCGAAAAGCUAAUAGUAGUGCCAAUCUGACAGUAUUUGAUUCAUCAGAAAUUACUCCUAGCAAUAAUAGUUUGCCUGCAAGGCCGUCUAAUAGGAAACCUAAUCUAGCGCCCAAGCCUCCUGUGUUAAACGGUAAACCCCAAGCGCCGCCAAAGAGAUUAAUUAUGAAUGGCAAACCGACCAGUAUAAGCAGAGCGCAAAGCAUGCGAAGCCCCAGGUCGCCCUCCCCGCAAAGUCCGGACGAUUGCCACGCUAAAUUUGGCACCGUCCGGAAUAUAUCUUCAGUUUUGGGACCGAGAAUACGACCGACGCUGAACGGCAGACCGACCGCCCCACCCCCCUCUAUUCCACCCCAGCAAACCCCGCCGCCACCGCCUAGCAAAUCAGUACCUGUCAAACCGCCGAAUCACGCACCUCCUCCCCCGCCCACGAACGCAAUCCCCCAACCGCCGAGUCACGCUCCUCCCCCUCCUCCUCACAGAACGGCGCCGGUCCGAGCGCCUCCCGCCGUGCCCGUAUCAAAUUUAAACGCCCCGCCGCCACCACCGCGACACUCCUCGAUGCGAGACGCCGCCGCGGCGAAUCGUCGAGCGCUGUACGUCGACUUGGAUCAACGAUUUAAAAAUGACUUUCGAACAGUCGACCAAUUCCCACGUCCAAGCGCCUACAGAAACGCCCUCAAGUUGUAUACAAGCAGAAGCGAGACUUGUUAAGAAGACAUUUGCAUGGCCUUACACUUUCGGAUGCAUGGCAUUAUUGUUUUUUGAGUUAACGGCUGCUACUUACUAGUAUUUUUUUUUAAAUAAAGGAGCAACCUAUUGUUUCUGACUUAGUGGUGAUGGAUUUUCUUCAUUGGUCGGUCAAGUGAUUUGUUUGAAAUUUGUUUAAAGAAACUAUUUUCAACUAACUGCUGUUGCUUUCCAUAGAUAUUCUAGAGAGGUGUAUUUUUUAACGUCUCUCUGUAUUAAUACAGUUCUAUUAAAGAAAAGUAUAGAACAAUGGGAGGAGUGGAGUGUGCUGAAAAUAAUAGUCACUCUGACCGAGUAAAUUUUUCUGUAUGCUGUAGACUGUUUCGUAGCUCAGAUUAUGACUACAUAUUUUGUUAAGAUGUAAAUUUUUUUGUAGUUUGUAAUAAGCAACAGGCGCCUCUUCCUCCCAAUCAAAUUCAUCUCAACAACAGAUUGUGGGACUCGUCGACGUGCUAGCAACGCAUUUUGCGAUGUUUUUCUUUGCUCAAGUGUCGUGCAAUUAAUCUUUCUCUUUAAUAUGAUUAAAAUUCUUUUCUUUAAGUGGCGGUGUAUUAAGGAAAAAUCGAUGUAACUUGAUAGUACAGUGGCUGUGGUAAAAUAUCAGUUUAUGUUUGUAACAUAUUUUCUGAAUGAUUAUUCUAUUUUAUCUUAAAACUACGGGAGACUGAUGGCUGAGAUAAUUAAAUGGAGAUUCGCGAUAAAUCCAAUACAAAAGAAUUAUUUAUUGCUUCCAUCUAAAAUCAAAUAUUUUUUGUAUUAAUUUAAGAAUGUAGUCAAAAGUAGGUAAAUUGUAUCGAAGAUUACAUUUAAUAUAUUAACAGUUUAUUGAUUAUCGCUCGAGAGUGACACUUCGUUUGCGCCUAAUGUUGUAUUAAAAAAAAUGGCUUCGCAUCGGAAUAGAAGUAAGCGAAAAGACUGCAUCUAUUGUCGCGAAUGAUGCAAAAUGUUGUGUCAUUAUCUUGCAGUAACGCAUUUCAAUGUAGCAAUAUUGUGAAAUUGUUGAUGGUAUAUAAAUAAUAUAUUAACACUCGUUACAUAUGUCGCAUUAAACUUUGGUUAUCUGAAACCCUCAAGUACUUACGCCCCAUUCUAACUUAUUUAAAACCACCAUUAGUAAGUUAUUUCACUAGGUUGAGUUAUGAUUUGUAUUAUUGUAUUAGUUGUAUAUUUCAACUUAUUUAUAUUGUAUUACUGGUAAUUAUUUUUACUAUUUUUUUUUGUAAGUCAUUAAAUAUUAACUAGUCAUAUUGUAACUUCUGUGUAGAUUAAACUCCAGUGCCUAACAACUCUAAAAUGUACCAAUGUACAGUUGUAAAUAAAGUGUACAGAAGUCGCAAGGUAUAA